Molecule: messenger RNA, 2301 nt
Organism: Vicia villosa (hairy vetch)
Lineage: Eukaryota; Viridiplantae; Streptophyta; Magnoliopsida; Fabales; Fabaceae
Product: tyrosine decarboxylase 2-like
Exons: 13
Coding region: 124-1611 (495 amino acids)
Biological process (GO): amino acid metabolic process
Molecular function (GO): pyridoxal phosphate binding; carboxy-lyase activity
Source: RefSeq, a predicted model, not a curated record
GUGGCUGUGUGUGAGUGACUUGUGUGUUAUUUCUCUUCUCUUCUCAUCUGCCUACAGUGAAAAGUAGCACAACACAACAGAAUUCGCCAUUGUUACUUUCCAAUUCUUCGUUACCAACAACAAAUGGAACAACAACAACAAGAAAGAAGUGGUUCGAAUUUGAAGCCAAUGGACGCUGAGCAAUUGAGAGAGCAAGCUCACAAAAUGGUUGACUUCAUUGCUGAUUACUACAAAACCAUCGAAAAUCUCCCAGUUCUCAGCCAAGUUCAGCCAGGUUAUCUUGGAAAGCUUCUACCAGAUUCUGCUCCUACAUGCCCUGAAUCAUUGCAACAUGUUUUGAAUGAUGUACAGGAGAAGAUACUACCAGGGGUCACACAUUGGCAAAGCCCUAAUUAUUUUGCGUAUUUUCCUUCCAAUAGUAGUAUUGCUGGUUUUUUAGGAGAGAUGCUUAGUGCUGGUCUCAACAUUGUGGGGUUUAGCUGGAUAAGUUCUCCUGCUGCAACUGAACUCGAGACCAUUGUUCUCGACUGGCUCGCCAAGGCUCUCCUUCUGCCUCAUGAUUUCUUUUCAAGUGGGCAAGGGGGUGGAGUUAUACAAGGAACAGCAAGUGAAGCUGUGCUAGUUGUAUUGUUGGCUGCCCGUGACAAGAUCCUUCGGACAGUUGGAAGGAGUGCCCUUCCUAAGCUUGUAACAUAUGCAUCUGACCAAACACACUCCGCUUUACAAAAAGCCUGCCAGAUAGGAGGAAUUGAUCCAGAGCUUUGUAGGUUGCUUAAAACUGAUUCUUCCACAAACUUUGCGCUUUCCCCUGAUGUACUUUCUGAAGCAAUUUCAAAUGACAUUGCCAGUGGUCUUAUACCCUUUUUCUUAUGUGCUAACGUUGGUACUACUUCAUCAACAGCUGUUGAUCCUCUACCUGCAUUGGCGAAAGUCACUAGGCCCAACAACAUUUGGUUUCAUGUGGAUGCUGCUUAUGCUGGAAGUGCUUGUAUAUGUCCAGAAUACCGCCACUUCAUUGAUGGGGUUGAAGAAGCUGAUUCAUUUAACAUGAAUGCACAUAAAUGGUUCCUUACUAACUUUGAUUGUUCCCUACUUUGGGUUAAGGAGAGGAGUGCUCUGAUUCAGUCGCUGUCUACAAAUCCCGAAUUUCUGAAAAAUAAGGCCUCUGAAGGUAACAUGGUUAUAGAUUACAAAGACUGGCAAAUUCCUCUUGGGCGUCGCUUUAGAUCAUUAAAACUUUGGAUGGUGUUGCGACUCUAUGGAUUGGAAGGCCUGCAAACUCACAUAAGAAGCCAUAUUGCAAUGGCAGCUUAUUUUGAGGAGCUUGUUGUUCAAGACUCCAGAUUCAAGGUCGUUGCGCCUCGAACAUUCUCUUUAGUCUGUUUUCGGCUUUUGCCUCCCCCGAACUCUGAAGAUAAUGGCAAUAAACUGAACCAUGAUCUACUCGACUUAGUAAACUCAACAGGAAGUGUUUUCAUAACACACACGGCUCUAUCAGGUGAGUAUGUUCUACGUUUUGCAGUAGGAGCGCCGUUGACAGAAAUGAGGCAUGUCAAAGCUGCGUGGCAGAUUUUGCAAGAAAAAGCUACUGCUCUAUUAGAGAGUUUAUAGGAUGAAUCUGCUCUCGAGACAUCCACUAUUUCAUUUCGAGCCAUCCUUGGUGCUCAAAGGCAGACGUGCUCCUUUACUUAUUUGUGGAACGUGUACAAUAUGGUGGCAGUUGAUCAAUCAUAUAGGCAUUGUUAAUUGAUUAGAAGAUUGUCUAGGAACAUUAAAUUGAUUACGAACUCACGUUAAUCAAUUUUGAGCUCCCGGUCCAGAUAUUGAUUCAUCAUUGCCAAUGACAAUAAAGUGAAUAAACAUACUCCACCAAAUUUGUAAAUAUUGAUUAUUUGAUUUUAAAUAGUCAAUAGAGCCGUUUCUUUUGUGUUAAAAUAUGUUAUAUUGCUUCUUAGACUUGAGAAUUCAUAGAUAUUCUGUGCUUGGUCCUUGCAACUAUUUGAAAGUACUGGAGUAAUGCUAGUGAGACUGAGAUCUAUAGAAUAUGUUAAGAUCUAAAGAGUUAGAGUGAUGAAAUGAAAGUUUUAUUUAUUUAGUGGUUUUUACAAUGAUUGAGGACUGUGAUGAAAUCUUUGCUAAGCCACAUCAGUUGCCUCCAUCUAAGGCAGGUUUAGAUCACACAAUCCCUCUUAAGGAAGGUAUUGAGGCCUUCAAUUUAAGACGCUACAUGUAUUUUUUUAUUUUUAUUCAGCACAUAUUGUCCUUUUGCUUCCCUUACAAUGUUGGUUAGGAAAAAUGAUG